This is a messenger RNA of Pseudozyma flocculosa PF-1, 924 nucleotides long. RefSeq lists its product as uncharacterized. Lineage: Eukaryota; Fungi; Basidiomycota; Ustilaginomycetes; Ustilaginales; Ustilaginaceae. The transcript has 2 exons. The record is from RefSeq and is a predicted model, not a curated record. Bases 1 to 924 code for a protein of 307 amino acids.
AUGCUCGGAACAUCCGCAACCAAGCUCUCGCUGCUGCUCGCCUCGACCUCGGUCGUGGUGGGCGCCUCGCCGCUCCUCUCGGCUCGGCAGGACAGCACCGCUUCUGGCAGCGGCAACUCGUCUUCGCUGCCCACUUUCCCCGUCGGACUGGCCUCUGCGACGUGGGACGGCGAGCUGUUCUACCCCAAGCCGAUCGACGACUUUGAAGCGACCAAGUACGUCGGACCUCGACCCGAUGGCGACUCGAGGCCCGUGUGGUACCAGUGGGCGGCGAGCGAGCAGCCUUUCCUCAAGGGAUGCCGCUGCGUCUACGCCCGGUACGGCACCAACGAGAACGGCACCGUCUCGGUCGAAAACUCGUGCACCCGAGGUGACCGCGCGUCGAGCAUCAAGGGCUACGCGGCCCCGACGCCCGACUAUGGCGACGGCAGCUUCCAGGUCGCCUUCUUUGGCGCCAAGCCCGACCAGCGCGGACCCAACUACGUCGUCACCCGUGCGUUUAGCAACAAGCCGGGCGAGGACCUGGUGCGCCUGAAGAACGCCGACAGCCGCGACGACGAGGAGGACAACAACACCAAUACCAACAACAACACCAACUCGAACGACAACGACAACGACAACUCGAACGACAACGCCAACUCUAACGACAACGACAACGACAAUGACAACGACAAUGGCAGGAGGAAGCGCGACGAGGACGGCACCGACGACGACGCCGAGGAGGAGCGGUACGAGACCGUGAUUGUGGGCAGCCAGAACUUCUCGGGCUGGUUCCUGCUGAGCCGCACGCGCACCGUGCAGACCGACAUCGUCGAGGCCUACCUGCGCGAGGUGGCCGAUGCCGGCUUCGACCUGACGAAGCCCUACGAGAUCUACGACCAGGAAAACUGCGGCGCCGAGCCGCCGUACAACCCGGACGCCUAG